Molecule: messenger RNA, 1302 nt
Organism: Plodia interpunctella (Indianmeal moth)
Lineage: Eukaryota; Metazoa; Arthropoda; Insecta; Lepidoptera; Pyralidae
Product: UDP-glucose 4-epimerase-like
Exons: 9
Coding region: 175-1260 (361 amino acids)
Biological process (GO): beta-D-galactose catabolic process via UDP-galactose, Leloir pathway
Cellular component (GO): cytosol
Molecular function (GO): UDP-glucose 4-epimerase activity
Source: RefSeq, a predicted model, not a curated record
ACGACCGACUCGUCGGUCUGUCGAUUUUCGUAUCCUCAAAUGCCCACCGGCCUUUACGCAGGGCCCACGUGCCUUUAAUUUUAUAUUAGUUUAUUUAUUAUAUAUCAAUAUUAUUGUGCCGCCUCUCGUAUAAGUGAUUAGUGACUAAGCAGUUCAAUAGAAUAAUCAGCCAAAAUGCCCCGGUUCAAGACAAUUCUGGUGACGGGAGGCGCGGGCUACAUAGGCAGCCACUGCGUGGUGGACCUCUUGGAGGCUGGCUAUGAUGUAGUCGCUAUAGACAACUUUGCCAACGCUGUAGGUGACGAUGAAGGUUCGCCAGCGCUGAGACGAGCUGAAGAAAUAACGGGGAAGAAGAUCGCUUUCUACAAAGCCGAUCUAUUGGACAAGCCACAGAUUAAUACAAUAUUUGAUAAACACAAAGUAGACUGUGUGAUCCACUUCGCUGCGCUGAAAGCGGUCGGCGAGUCCAUGCAACAGCCUCUGCUGUACUAUCAGAACAACUUGCUAGGCAUGCUCAACUUAUUGGAGAUAAUGCAAUCUCACAACUGCUACCAGCUGGUAUUCUCCUCAUCCUGCACAGUGUACGGCGAGCCUGAGAGUCAGCCCAUAACGGAGACUCAUGCUACAGGGAACAUCACUAAUGUCUACGGCAGAACCAAGUACUUCAUAGAGGAAAUGCUUAAAGACCUGAGCAUGGCUGAGAAGAAAUGGAACAUAAUCUCCUUACGGUAUUUCAAUCCAGUGGGCGCACACCCAUCCGGGCUGAUCGGAGAAGACCCUACAAAAGAAUUCACUAACCUCAUGCCAUUUAUGGCACAAGUGGCGCUGGGCAAGAAACCUGUGCUGACUGUCUUUGGCAACGACUACAACACUCCCGAUGGCACUGGCAUAAGAGACUAUAUCCACGUCAUGGACCUAGCGAGCGGUCACGUGGCAGCGCUGAACUUGAUCAGUCAAAGUCAUGUUGGACUAAAGGUGUAUAACCUAGGCACCGGGCGGGGGGUGUCAGUGAAGGAGUUGGUGGGAGUGUUCGAGCGCGUGACCGGCACCAAAAUCCCGCUGCAGUACGUGGCGCGGAGGCUGGGCGACAUCACGGCUAUGUGGGCUGACGCUUCGCUGGCCAACACCGAGCUUGGCUGGGCCACGAAGUACAGCAUUGAGGAGAUGUGUGCGGACUUCUGGCGGUGGCAGACGAUGAACCCCGACGGCUAUCCCAAGAAGAAUAUCAAAACCAGUGUCAUAGUCAACGGAAAGAGUUGAUGAGACGAACUUAGUAUAUGUAAAAUUAAAUAUAUCAAAACA